Messenger RNA from Spodoptera exigua (beet armyworm), 2414 nucleotides. The record is from the annotation of a GenBank genome assembly. Lineage: Eukaryota; Metazoa; Arthropoda; Insecta; Lepidoptera; Noctuidae.
UUAGAAUGUUUUUGUUUUGAAAUUUGACACAAAUGGCGAUAAAAUUAUUGUUUCAUUUGUUAUUUUUCUAAAGAAGUGCCAGUUGUUUGGAGAAAUUGAAGAUAUUUUUCUUUAAAAUUGAAGAACAGGCAAAAAUGUCGGACGUCCAACCUCCGUUGAUUCUAUGCAUGGAGAAUGCUACGGGCGAGGAGGUGGCUCUUAGAAUAGAACCCGAUGAUAAUUUCCAAAUGUUUCUCGAUAAAGCCAAGGCUCUACUGGGUUUCGACGUGGACUUAAACUCCAUAACCAGAAACCAACCCGUAUCAUUAUCAGAAAACGUCUAUCAGUUCCUAAUAAAUGCCGAACAAAACUUGCAAACAGAUGAUCUCACACAAAACUUUGAUCCAAUGUUGGAACCAAAUGAUGGAGCCAACGAUUUGGUUUACAUAUUGGACGAUGGCACCCAAAUUCGGGCGUCACAAAUACAUUUCGACAAUGAUGAUCCUUUAAUUGAUUUGACUGCGGAGAAAAUCCCCUUUGUGAAAUACGCGGAUGAUAUCACGGAUGAUAUCGACCUUGAAAACCUUCAUAUACGUGAGACGAAAAAGAUAAAUAUCGUAGACAGUCCGGUUUCCCGUUGGUCUAGUAAAAAUUCCAGUCCAAAAUGCAGUUUCGCUAACUCAUUACCGUUUAAACUCGUUUGCAAUAACACAUCGGGUUUCGAAGCCCAAUUUACGAAAUAUCUUGAAGCUAAUAACUCGAAAACUUACGCCACCCUAAACCCGGUAACUAUCCGGAAUAAAUCGCCAAAGAGUCUGAUUAAGGAUAAUUUUAAGAACUACGAUGAAAGUUAUCAAAGGAAUGAUAAUCUCUCUUAUACAAGGGAAGAUAUUUUGAAUAUGUUCAAAGAUUCCCCUAUGACGUCUCUGCCCUACGACCAAGGGUACGGUGAAAGAAGACACGUCAGAAAGACAGACCCUUCAAGAGUUCAUAAAAAUUGGACUAAACCUAUCUCCUAUGUAGAUAUCGAUGGAGUUCUAAUAGGUGAAAGCGAGAGUCAAAUUUGCUUCAUAUGCGGCAAACACGUUGAUAAUAAUGUAGAUAAGCUCUAUCUUUUCGAUAAUGAGGACCAAAGACUACACAGGUGUUCCCCGCAGAAAAAAAUGUCGACACAACUAAAAAUUAUCUGCGAAUGUUGCCUGAAUGAGAAUUUUAAGCCGUGUAGAAUGAAAAGCGCCAAUCAAUUUCUGAAUCCAGACGAGUAUUUGGUUAUAAGAAAUAAUCAACAAUAUAUAUUUCAAAAGGUUAAAAACUUUAGCUUCGCACAUUUAGGUAAAGCUAAGGAGAUCAUAAACAAGAUAGAGUCGAAAAUAGACAAGGAAGAGUUCGUUAAAGUCGAAAUAGGUUCCGACGGGGAGAUUAUAACGAAACCCAUAGACAACGAUCCGAGGUCCGAUGACGUCAUUAUAGUUAAAGAUGAGAAGAAAGACGGUAGUUCAAGUGACGUUGAGAUUAUAGAGCCGGAGCCGGAAAUAGAUAAUAUCAUAGACAAUUUGGAAGAGGCUGAUGAAGAUGUAAAAGAGUUUUUGGGAAAAUAUCAGUGUGAUAAUAAUGAAAUUACGGAGUUAAAGUGCAGGUUCUGCGAGCAAAUAUUCCCUGAACUUUCAGGCGUGACAGAACACUGCGAGACACACAAACAUGAUUUGGAAGAUGGGGAGGUCUUUCCAUGUCCUUUGUGUAAUUAUGGGUAUGCAAAUCUAAAAUGGCUGAAGGCCCACGUUAUAGCGGCCCACGAAAGAUCAGACACAAAGAAAAGUUCAAAAGAUGAUUCUAAAACCACUUCAAGCGAUCUCGAUAAAGCUAACGAGACAGAUACUGGAAAACCGACAUCGCCUAUUGCACUGCGCACGCGCAGCUCAAACAAAAAUGAUGGUGAUGAAAUUGGAAACCACCACAAAUGCACAACCACCCAUCAUAAAGACUGAAGUUAAGCAAGAAUGUCUGGACAGCAGUGAAGAUGAGAUCUGGAUAGUUCAGACAGCAGACGCUGAUGCACAGGAUUUGCAGAAACUGUUAUGCCCUCCUAAGGUGAAUGAUGAUGGACAGGGAACCAUUUCAGACAAGUCGCACAAAUGUUUUAAUUGCAGUCAAGUAUUUGCGAGUGCGGAUGGUUUAUCAAACCAUCGCUGCAGGAGACGAGGUCGUAAGAGGAAGUCCAAGGAUCACGUCAACACCAUCUGCAUACCCACUGAAGAAGACUUCUUGAAGAGAGCGCAAGGACGUCCCAGGCAAAAUGAUACGGGGAUUGAUAGUGAUCUUAUUGUCAUGCGUCCAAGAAAACGUCGCAGUCGGGAACUGACUUCCAACCCUCAAGUUGUAACCUGUCACAAUUGUAAUGAGUCAUUCACGUCGAAAGUUAGACUGAAGUUUCAUAU